GGUGAAUUAUAAAAAUGGAGAUUGGGGAUGGGAAAGUUAGCUCUGGGGUGCCUGUGACUCAAGGUAACCCUCCUAGUGCAUCUAGACAGCAGCAUGCCUAUGGAAUUCCAGCACAAGAGAAGGGUAAUUGUGGAGUUUAUGCUAAUAAUCAGAGUUUGUACUGUAAUGGAGGAAAUCGUUCACAAGGAGAUCCGUAUCUUCAGAAUAGAAUUAUGAUGAAGCCUAUACCGAAUGUUUAUGGAAUGACAGACCCAACAAUGAUAGAUUGUCCUAGUUGUGGCCAUCAAGGUGUAACUGCUAUCAAAUAUAAGGUGUCUAUCUUCCAGUGGAUCAUAUGUUUACUAUUAUUUAUAGCUUUUCCAUUCUUGUGUUUCGCUCCAUUUUAUUUUAGGAGCUGCUAUCAAGUAAUGCACAGCUGUCCUGUCUGAGAGUAUUUUAUUGGAUCUUCUCAGUAAAUUUGUUCCUUAAAAUACCAGUUUUGAUUCUCAAU
This is a messenger RNA of Moneuplotes crassus, 490 nucleotides long. Lineage: Eukaryota; Ciliophora; Spirotrichea; Euplotida; Euplotidae. The record is from the annotation of a GenBank genome assembly.